AGCCGGGGCUCAAGUUCUUCCGAAGCGGGAAGACAUUUGCACGCGGCGAGUUUCGCUCGCAGUUUCUGGAGCCCCGGACGUUUCUGCCAAGAACGUAGCCUUCCUUGACCUCUGCUCCCCUGCGGUUUCCAGGUGAGGUGUAGCGAACUUCAUGGCGCCCACCACGGUGCAGGUGAUGUGGGCCCUCUGGGAAGAGGUGGGAGCUGAGGCGGUGCUGCUGCUCUGCUUCUGCCUGGGCUUCUUCGUGCUGCGGCUGUGCCAGAUGCGCGCCCGGAGUGCAGGGAAGAAGCAGUGCGUCUACGAGCCGGAGAGGCGGCAACCCGCGAGGCUGAGCCUCGAUAGACUCCAGCAGCUCCUGGACGAGGAGAAGGAGGACGAGGCGCUGCGCUGCGCGGCGCAGCUGGCGCUGCCGGGCUCCCACCUGGUGUGGCUCUUUCAGCUCCUGGCCCGGCACGGCGCGCACUCUGCCGCCGACAAGCUGCUGGCAUUGCCCUCAGGCUGCCUGAGCCCCAAGGCGGCCGUGGCCUUGGCGCAGCACGCGGCUUCAGCUGCCGGCGGCUUGGAGGUGGUGCGCCAGGUGCAGCGCCUGCUCGUCGGAAAGGCCUUGAUGUCCCAGGGCGCCAGCGAGGCGCUGCUGCGGGGCUACGCCCUGAACGGCGCCGGCGCCGAGGAGGCGGCGCAGCUGCUGAGGAGCUUCCCCCCCUCCGAGGCCGCGCUCAGCUCCGCGCUGUCGCUCUGCGCCGCCAAGGGCGCCGUGCACCUCGCGGAGCUGCUGGCGCGCGGCCCCGUCGCCGGAAGGCAGCUGACGUUGCCCAUCGCCGCCGGUCUGCUGAAGGUCUACGGCCAGGCCAAGCUCUGGGGCAAGGCCUGCAACCUCUGCCUCGAGCUGAGGGCCGCAGGCAUCCAGCCGGACACCGCUACCUAUGGUGCCCUCAUCAAGGCGGCGGUGGAGGCGGGGCGGCAGGAGCUGGCACAGCAGCUCUUUCAGGAAUCGGGGAAUCCAGAUGUGAUGAACGUCAUGUCCAUGAUCCGCUCCGCCGGACGGGAGCGGAACGUGAAAAAGGCUCUGGAGCUCCUGGAGGCCCUGGAGACCGCCUCGCCGGAGCCGCUGGAUGCGACGACCUACAAUUGCGCCCUGGAGGCCUGUGUAGCGGCCUCGGACCGCGCCAGCGCGGAGCAGCUGCUGCGGCGCAUGGCGAGGCAAAAGGCGGUGGACGUGGUGUCCUACAACACGUUCAUCAAGCUGCUUCUGUCCUCCAAGCUGCACGGCGAGGUGCGCGACAUGCUGCAGGAGAUGCGGGAUCAGGGCAUUUCGCCCAAUGUGGUGACCUACAACUCAAUCAUCAAGGAGGCAGCCAUUCGUGACAUGGACACUGCCUGGCAACUCGCAGAGGAGAUGCAAAGCCUCGGCCUGCGCCCGGAUGUGUACACCGCCUCCAUCCUGGUGGCAGGCCUCCGGAAGGAGCCGCGGGGGCCCUCGGUGGGCCGGGUGCUGCAGCUGAUGACGGACAGUCACAUUGUGCCGGACGAGGUGCUGCUGAAUUGUCUUCUGGACGUGUGCAUCCGCCUGAAGGAGCCCAGGCACCUCGGCGAGGUGCUGGACCGCUGGAAGCGCAAGGGCCUUCCACCUUCGCCCCACGCUUGCGUGAUGCUGAUGCGGGCCCAUGGGCACGCCCUCAGGAUGGACGAAGCCUGGGCGCUGUGGCGGCAGCUGCUGCGGGAUGACCGGGCGCUCACGGAGGACAUCUUCAUGAGCAUGGUGGACGCGUGCCUCGCCAGCUCUGAUCUGCACUCCUUGCUCCGAGUCUUCCAGGAGGCGCGGCGGGUGCUGCGGGGCUUCCCGCGGGCCACGGUGGCCUUCAGCCUGGCCACCAAGGCGGCGGUGCAGCUGCAGCAGCUGGACAUGGCCCUGGAGCUCUACGAGGAGACGCGGGAGGUGCUGAGGCUGAGCCUGGUGACCUACAACACCCUCAUCGACGCGCUGGUGCGUGGGGGGGACCUAAAGCGCGCCAUGGACCUCUUCCGAGACAUGGCCUUGCAGGAUGCAGGACCAGACCUGAUCACCUUCUCCAUCCUCAUCAAAGGCUUCAGCAGCGCCGGCGACCUGGAGACGGCCAUCAUGCUGCUGGGGCAGAUGCAGAGCCAGGGCAUCUACCCUGACUCCAUCCUCUUCAACUCCAUCCUGCACGGCUGCGCCAAGCGCCAGCGCCGGGCGCUCACGGAAGAGGUCCUCGCCGACAUGGAGCGGGCGGGGGUGUCCCCGUCCAACUUCACCCUCUCCAUCCUGAUCAAACUCUACGGCCGCUGCGGAGACCUGGAGGCGGCCUUCGCGCUGCUCGAGAGGCGCUACGACUUCCAGAUCAACGCCCAGGUCUACACCUGCCUCAUGUCCACCUGCAUUUGGAGCGGGGACCUUCCCCGAGCCCUGGAGGUGUACGAGCGCAUGCUGCGGGAGAAGUGCCCUGCGGAUACCAAGACCUUCGCCACGCUGCUGCAGGGCUGCUUGCGCCACGGGGACCCGGGAACCGCUCUGCGGGUGCUGCGGGCAGCUUUGCCCAAGGCGCAGCUGGAGAAGGACUCCCUGGAGGCGGCGGUGCUGAUGGCCCAGAACCGCAGCCCCGAGAUCGCGCAGGAGAUGUUGGAGCUGCUGAGGGCCGCAGGCCUCAAGCCCUCGGCGCGGCUGUGCGCGAAGGCGCCCAAGGCAGCGGCGCGGUGAGUUCGCUCCGAUUCGGCGGGCCGAAAAGAGAGGCUGAACUCCUCGGCCUUUCAUUGCGAUCUUUUUUUUUGAGGUCCGUUUUGUUUCGACCCCUUCGGAAGGCCUUCCUUUCGAUUUUUCCUUUUGAGGUCCGUUUGUUUUCUUCU
Effrenium voratum is the source of this 2862-nucleotide messenger RNA. The record is from the annotation of a GenBank genome assembly. NCBI's taxonomy places the organism in Eukaryota, Dinophyceae, Suessiales, Symbiodiniaceae.